This is a messenger RNA of Hyphopichia burtonii NRRL Y-1933, 3386 nucleotides long. It is a transcript of the gene REG1, whose product is annotated as protein phosphatase regulator. Gene Ontology annotation, biological process: protein catabolic process in the vacuole; cellular response to glucose starvation. The record is from RefSeq and is a predicted model, not a curated record. The transcript has 2 exons. Lineage: Eukaryota; Fungi; Ascomycota; Pichiomycetes; Serinales; Debaryomycetaceae. Bases 120 to 3170 code for a protein of 1016 amino acids.
CUUGUCUAAUCACCUCCUGGUUAUAUUGAAUUGAUUAAGUAUUUGAUUGUUUGUAUUAUUUGGUUUGAUCUUUCCCCUUUUUUUUUCUUUUUCUUCUUCUUUUCUUCUUUCCUUUUAUAAUGUCAUCUACUAAUAAUUUGGGUGACGUAUUCACUGGUGGUGCUACAACAUCUCAGCAUGUGGACGCUGAGGAUGAUGACCAUUUUGAGAAUACCACUUUUAAAUUAAAGAGAACCAGAUCUUUGGGAUUAUUAGAUGAAUUCAUCGAUCCUUCAGAACAAGAAAAAAUUAUUCAACAGCAAAAUAAUACAAAAUCAGAGCCAGCAGUUGAUGAUAGUGAUGAAAAUGAAAUUGAUGAACGAUAUACCAUUAUAGAUGAUACGGAAUCACCAUUAUCAUCAGUUCAAUCAACAACUUCUGCAUCUAAUUCAUCAAAAUCCCCAUCUCCAGUUACUACAAUAAAAUCACCAGAAAUUUUACCCCAUGACGAUACUGAUCUAACAUCGGAGCCCUCCAGGCACGUUGAUUAUUUAUCUCAUCAAUGGGAUGUGAGUGAUAUAUCAAAAAGUUGGAGAUAUGUUAUUAGCAAACGUAAAGACGUGGCAAACUCAGCUCGUUUAGAAAACGCUUCGUGGAGAACUUGGGCUCAAAGAAGAUCUAAUUUGAAAACAAUUAGUCCGGAAGUUGUUAAUUGGUCAAAAGAUUCUGAUGUGACUUGGUUAUAUGGUCCAAUUUUAAAUGAUGAUGAAAGUAAUAACAAUAACAAUAAUAAUAAUAAUAAAGAUGAUAAUAACCAUCACCAUCAUCAAACAACUGCAACAAGUGCAGUUGCUGGGGAUAUUUCAAUUCCAAAUAAGAGUAAAAAGGGUCCAAAACCGAUUUUGAAAAGAAGAACAGUUCAAGAUAUGAUGAUCAGUCAUCUGAAUUUAUUAAAAUUACAAUUAGCAACUAAUCGAUUGCAAGAUCGUGAUAGAAGAAGAAGUCAACGUGAAAGGAUUGAAGCAGCUAACUCGAAUUAUGAUGAAACUCAUCCUUUCACUAAUGAUGAUGAUCAUGAUAAAUCUUCCAAUGAAAAACCUCCGGAAUAUUUUGAUUAUGAUGCUAUAUCGGCUAAAUUAAACAGUCAAUAUAAAAAUUAUUCGAAUCCAACUUCAAAUCUUAAUAGUUCUACUGAUUUAACUGGUUUAAAUAAUUCAAAUUCAUCUAACACUUCUUUAAAAGAUCAUAAUUCUUCUCCCAAUAAUGACACUAAUUUUAAUGAUAAUGAUAAUUCUAAUGUUAAAUAUAAUAAUGAUUUAACUGAUAAUUCAAUCAAUGAUAACACUAAUCAAAAUAAUAUUAAUGAUAAUAAUGAUAAUUCUACUUCAAUUCCAAAAAAUGAACGUAGAAUUCAUUUCAAUGAUGAAGUUCAACAAUGUAUUGCCAUUGAUGAUUAUGAUGAUGAAGAUGGUGAUUAUGAUGAUGAAUAUGAUGAUGAUUCUCAAGAUGAUGAUAGCUAUUAUUAUGAUGAUGAAAGUGAAGAUAGUUAUAUUUAUGAAACUCCUAAUCGUAAUGAAAAUGAUGAUACCGUCAACGAUUUGGAAAAUGAUGAUGAUGAAGAUGAAGAAGAAGAUGAUGAAGGUGGAUUUUUCUUAAAUGUUAAAUCCUCAAACAUUCAAAAUGUCCCCGGCUUGGGUUCUUCAACUUCAAAAGAUAGUACAAAUAGUAAUAGUGAUAGCUUGUCAACUCCAAAUGCUAAUGAUAACACUGAAGAUACUGAUCUGAUUUCAACAAACAAUAGUAAAUUUUAUCGUACUAUUCAAUUAUUACCUCCUACAAGUUUAAAUUAUGGUUCUUCUGAUGAAGAAAGUGAUGAAGAAAAUCCUUAUACUUCUUCCUUGUCUCAUAACGUUAAUAACAAUAGUAGUAGAGGUUACGACUAUUAUUAUGAUUAUAAUACAGUUUACACUGUUGAUCCAAAUCAUGCUAUUUAUGGUUCAAAUGCGGCUAACAAGACUCCAGACGUUGUUGAUGUACCUGAUAAUAUUACUAUGGGUCUGAAUUUUGAUUAUGAUAUCAUUGAGAACGAAGAAUUUGAUCAUAAAAAUUCAAAUAUUCAAAAUAAUGAUUAUUCACAAAACGAUGAAAGAAAUAGCAUCAAUGUUCCUGUUAUUAAUCCUGCAGUGGUUAAUAAUAACAACAUCAAUUAUUCUUCACAAUUUCCCCAACAUUCAAUGAAUAAUGAUCAGGCUCAAAAGGAACGUUUGCCUAUUUCAGCUCUUGAUGAUUCAGCUGCAAAUAGAUUAUCACCUAAAAAUUCUAAUAGUGAUGACGAAGAAGAGUCAGAUUCUGAUAGUGAUGAUGAAGGUGGAUUAUCUAUAAGCGCUAGAAAUUCAAGUCAAUCAUUGGCACAGCUGAUUUUUGGUAAUUCAAAUAUGACGAGUACAAAUGAUGAUAAAGAAAGACAUUUUCCGGCUUCAUUUGAAGAACCAAGCCCAAUUCAUGGUCACAUGUCUUCAAUGAAUCCUAAUCAUUCAUCUACUGAACUUAGUAAACAGCCUCACUCAUCGCACUCCUUAAGCGAAUCAUUUUUCGUUGGUGGUACUAAUGAACUAACUAAAAAGAGAAGAUCCAGUAGCGCUUUGGCAGACCAAUUCUUUAACCUGAGCCUGCCAAGUCAGGAUAAUGAUAAUGAAAAUAAUUAUAAAUUAGACUCAUCAGACUAUAAAUCCUCUUCCCCAUCCGAAGUUCAGAAAAAAUCAUCUCCUUUACCACCUUAUAUGAAUUCUGCAAAUGCAUUUUCAGGUCGCUCAACCAGCCCAAAUUCAAAUUCUGAUCAAAUCUCAAGUGCAAACUCAAGUUUUAGAAGUGCUCACUCAACUUUACCCCCACGUCAUAAUACUUUUAUGUUUGAUUCUGACAGUGAUUCAGAAGAUGAAUAUGUGGAAGAUGCUUCUCCUCCACCAACUGAUGCAUCCCCUCAAAGUGAAAAUAUAAGACCUCCUAAUCUGGAUAAUCCCUCUAGCUACUCAUCGCUUGCUCAAGUAGCUGAUAGAAAUGGCAUCAAAAGCCCUUCUCCAGAUAAUUCUCAUAUCUCAGAUAAUCUUAAUGAAGCAGAAAAACGUAAUUUUGUUGGCCAGGCUCGAGGAUUAGCUAGCCAGUUUUUAGAAAAUUGGAAACAUCAUGAAUAACAUUGCACUGUCCAAUAGCAAAAGCCCAUACAAUUUACAUAAAACUUACACGAUUUACACUUUUUUUUCUUUAUUUUUCUAUUUCAUUCUCAAGGUGAUGGUUAGUAUCACCAUGCCAUUAUUGCCCUUUCUUCUCUUGUGUUUAUAAUUUUUGGAAACUGUUAUGAUAAUCAGUUAGUAUUCAUUCAUCUGCAAAUUUAAUUUCAUAAAAUCCGU